Messenger RNA from Syngnathoides biaculeatus (alligator pipefish), 20662 nucleotides. Its product is annotated as ADP-ribosylation factor-like protein 4D. NCBI's taxonomy places the organism in Eukaryota, Metazoa, Chordata, Actinopteri, Syngnathiformes, Syngnathidae. The record is from RefSeq and is a predicted model, not a curated record. Gene Ontology annotation, cellular component: cytoplasm. The transcript is spliced from 4 exons. Gene Ontology annotation, molecular function: GTP binding; GTPase activity. The coding region runs from base 17209 to 17817 and encodes 202 amino acids. Gene Ontology annotation, biological process: vesicle-mediated transport; intracellular protein transport.
UGUAUGAGGAGGCAGUAGAAAAGAGGAAUCUGAGGUUUAUCACCGAGGCCAAUGCACUCAGAGGCAGAGCAAAGGACAAGAGAGCCACUUUGGCACCUCUUCAGCAACAAAUAAAGGAGGCACUGGGUAGGCUCAAGGAGCUAGAGUCGGGGUGCUGAAACAGACAUCAGUAGAAGACAUUUGUGUAUAUAGUUGCAAUUGUAGCUAGGAUCUGUUUUUCUGUAUACUGUUAUGUGAAGAUGUUCACAAUGGUCUUAUCAAUGAGAACUACCACAAGGGACGACAGGUGAUCACUGUCACAGGUACUGAGAUCCUGGAACAUUUGAUGAACCAAGAACGGUUGAUGGCACCAUCGGACUGAGUAUGAACCCUGGUGAAGGACAAGACCCCCUCACGAGCCAGCUGAGAAGUACACUCGCCUGGUUGGUUACUGACUGGCUGUUUGGACAUGUCUGAGGACAGAUGUGUGUGUGUCUGUGACUGUCUUGCAUUUGGUGGUAUACAUUGUAUAAGUUGUUGAUUAAGAUCCUCAUAAGCAGCAAGUACUUUGAGCAAAUCAAUGUUCGAUGUUUUAGUUCUAUUGAACACAGUGGUCUCUGGUGAUGCUGAAUCUGGCACCUUGAUUCCACCGGAAUGUGAAAUACUAACUGAAAUAGGUGUGUCACCUCUGUGUCUUGGUGUCUCCACUAAUUUUAGUAGGGGUGUCAGGUUCACCAAUCAGACAUUCAUUAAACAGGACAAAAAAGGAAGCAAAGACACCAGUUCAAGUCUCGCGAGGAGAGGAACUGUGUUGUACAAUUCACCACCGCAUUCUUUGAUUAUCCUCUCCUCAGAGCCUCUAUUUAUUUAGUUUUAAGACGCCCCUUAUUUACAUGGAUGUUACAAAAAGGAGACGACAAGCAAAACAGUUUGAAACAAGGUGUACAUGUUUGUUCAUGUGCGUGUGCAUGUGUGGAAGACUGAUGAAUACAUGUGUGGUCAUCAUUUCUUUAACAGGCAAGAGUUCUAACAGUUCUGAUGAUUAGAUGUUUUUGUUCUUGCUAUCUCCUGCUAGGAGGCUGCCAUGUUAUCUAGAGCAGAGCAAAGCAUUUCUUUAUUGGAAGCAGAUGUAUGAUAAUUAUGAUCACAAUUAUUCCUACAUUUCCCCCCUGUUUAUCCUACAUUUGCUACCACAUUUUCUAGAGCAGAGCAAAGCAUUCUUCACUGCAGGCAGAGCAAAGCAUUCUUCACUGCAGGCAGAGCAAAGCAUUCUUCACUGCAGGCAGAGCAAAGCAUUCUUCAUUGCAGGCAGAGCAGUAACUGAAUUGGAGCAGAGCAAAGCAUUUCUUCAUUGCAGUCAGAAGCAGUUACUUAAUGCUAUUUACAAUUAUUUCUACAUUAUCUUCCUGUUUAUCCUACAUUUGCUCAAAUCCUUAAAUCAUCUAAUAGAUCACCAUUUCGGCCUACACUUGGAGGAAAAUAUAGCACUAAUUACUUGUAAUCUUCUGGAUCAGAGAACAGGUCUGGAAGAAAAGUAAUAACGUCGUCAUCGUGGUCAACAAUAUCACUGUCAUUACUCUGUUGUGCCAAUAGUGGAUAUAUUUCUGCCAAUUUUGAAUUUGACGGGGCAAUAGCAGUGGUUAUAAGUUGGUUAAAUGAGGCCUUUAUGCAGGGAAUACAACAACAUCCACACAAUGCAAGAAUAACUGCAAACAGCUAUAGAAACUAGGACAGAGAACACCAAAUUUUUAGAUUUGCCAAACAUUUUUUUUCUCCCCACCACUCAGACCUGGCUGAUGUGUUUACACCAGAGUGCUCCUUCAUCUUGUGGUUCAGGGUGUGGAGGCCUUGAAUGGCCCUUGUGCGUGACCCAUCAGGUGCUGUGAUAUUUGGAAUAAACAACACUGGUCACCGAACAUUGAGCAGUCGCCACCCUUUUUGGCCAGGAGCAUGUCGACCGCCAUGCAGUGCUGGAAUGUCAUGAGUGAGGUUGCAGCUGGUUGUUCCCUCAUGGCAAUAAAGCCUGCUUCCGUAUAAUUACCUAGUUUCCGUACAUUGUAAUGUAUGUAGUUGAUUCUGUCAACGUUUUUAUUCAGAGUUAUCCAUAACAAGAUGAAUUCCCAUCCUGCAGCAAUCUCGUUAACCAAUUUAUACUCAUCUGGUAUGCAGUUGGGAUGCCAUUUGCAUCAAUGUAUGUAAGAUCUCCAUCUUUCCAAGAGGACCUUCGCCUUCGGGAGAACCCAAGGGGAAGUCCAAAGAUGGAUGCGGCCAAUUGUAUAUCCUCUGCUUUGGAUGGAAACAGAGUCACAGAUAAGAGCAGUGAUACCAGUGUACACGUUCCCGCUGCAUUUAUCAGUGUGUCAUAAAACUUUUGACCAACACACCACCACAACAAAUCGCUGCAUGGGAGCAGUGGGGCAGUUUGCAGAUGGAUAUCAUGACACCAUGUUUUGUUGAGACAUCCCACCUUAAAAUCUGUCCCUGUAAAGCUAACACAGGAGAAAUUAGCCAAUGCAACAUGAGUAGAAAAUAUCAGUUUAUCAUUUACUGCCUUAGUUGUUGGAUAAACACUUUUCCAUUUCUGACAAGUGGUGUUAGGAGUUGUUUUAGUCAUUACUUCCAGGGUACAUUGUGUUGGGAUUUCUGUUGGAAUGACACGCAUUAGUGGCCCAGGGCCCAAGCAUGUGAUGUAACUAUAGUUUAGCUUGUUAGCUGCAUUCUACAUUAAUAACAACCAGUUUUGUUUGGUAUUUGUAAAAAAGAUAAUCAUAAUAAUGAAAAAAUGUUCCUCAGGCUUUUUCGGUUAAAAUACUCCCUCCAUAGUAUACGUACUCUUUUGUAUGGCAUUCGGGUUUAAGGUAGCAUUAAAUUGGCAAAUGGUGAGAAGAAAGUGGGGGUUUCAUUUAGCAUAAGCCCAAAGAUGGAAUCCCAGCAAUUAGACUCUGCCAAGGAAUUGAAAAAGUGCUGAACUGAUUCACUGGGAGGCACACAUGGAGUCCUCCUCUCAUGCCUCGGUGACUCCCGCAUAGUUGUUUACCAAAGUUAUUUGAAAUUAGGUUGCGCCUCUUUAUUUUAUGUGUGGUAGGCAUAGUUGACUGAGUAUAAUUAUUGGUUCUGUUUUGUAUUUUUGUCAGCUUCGCAGGUGUCCAAAAGUAGCAUAUGAACAAAAAUAUCAUUACGGCUGUCAAUGUUCCAGCCCAACAUGCUAUCAUAUUAUUUAGCCAUUUUGAAGUCAUGUCUACCAAGUCACCCCUAAAUGAGUCAAGUGUCUUUUAAAUCUUCACCAGCCUUCAGGUAUUUUCAGAUACUAUAAAUCUACACCCACCGUAUGCUGAACUUUUCUCACCUUUCCCCUUGGGUGACUCAGCUGAGAUGACCUUUUACAGUGUGUAAGGUGUAUCCAUGUGUUCCUUUCUGCUAUUUUGUCCAUGUCAUUCAGCUCUUGCUCAGUCUAUGCCAGUGUUCGGAUAGAACUGUAUGUACAGUAGAUGUGAAUUCAUAAACAGACAUAGGAUGAAUAAACAAAUGGCAGUAUUAUUAAAGCACAGUAACUUGUUCCAUUUUUUUUUCUUUUCUGAUGGCGUAGUGCAGGGAUGUCAAACUCAUUUCUCUUGCGGGCCACGUUGUAGUUCAGGUUUCCCUCAGAGAGACAUUUUGAGUAAAGGCAGCAUGGGAUCGAUUCCCGCUCAGUGAUGGUGUCAACAUCUGCACUGCGACUGGCUGGCGACCAGUUCGGGGUGUAGUCUGCCGCUGCCCGAAGUUAGCUGGGAUUGGCUCCAGCUCUCUCUCCGAAUAAAUGCAGAAGGGUUGCGUCAGGAAAGGCAUCUGGCGAAAAAAAAUCAAAAAGACAGUUACUCCUGCACCACCAUGACAAUGGCACAAAAAUGGCUUUACCCAUCAAUGCUGAUAAAAUUCCCAAUUUGUUUCUAGUCCUAUCAAAUUGUUGCAUGUAAAAUUUCCUCGUGACACGCCAUUAGAAAACAAUGCUUUUUUGAUUUUCAAAAGAAGUUAAUGGAUACACAGAAUCCCCCAACUUUUUUUUUUUUUUUUUUUUUUGCAUUCGUUAUCAAUUAAUAGCAAUUGGUAUUAUCUCUGGAUAUGUGCAAACAGAAUCUUGUUGUUUGUUUUUAUUUUAUUUUGUUUAUUUUUUGGGGGUGGGACCUUGAGUGGUUCCCACAGGUACCACUCGAACAGAAAAAUGAAAAUAACGGUUAGCGUUUUCAUCCAACACCCAACAGCAAAAUUUAACUGUUUAGUCACCAUUAUGACAGCAGUCUCACUUCAAUGUGUAACCGGACUACAGCGACCUUGGCAGUGGGAAUGUGAACACCUAUCUUACAAGUGGCCAAUAAAAACAAAUUAGUUUUAUUUGUUAACAAUGGUUUCAAAAGCAAUAACUUUCCUACAAUCAACAAAUGAACUCAAGUACCCCUUUUUGCAAUUUUUUAAUCUCUUUGGGGUUGUUAAUAACUCAGAGGGCUACCAGGUGGAUUAUGCAGUGGUAAACUGAAACAUCAAUUGAAUGAUUCUCCCGCAUCAUCUCCUGAAUCCCACCUACCAGUCCACUUUUCUGAGUAAAUAUUGCGGGCGCACAAUCUGUCAUUAGUCCCAUAAAUUUACCCUAUGGCAGCAUCAUUUCAGUUAGACUCCUCGAAGAUUUACUUGUGGUUGUGGCAUGCUUGGAUUUUAAUCUGAAAAAUUCCUCUGUAAUUUCAUUUCCACUCAACGGAUAAAUGUUGAUAGUAGGGCAGUAUCUGAUGUGUCGCUGCUUUCAUCAACAACAAGUGAGUAUUCCAAAAAAAUCUUUCCCUUCUCCUUCAGUUGUUCUUGUUGAUUAGUAGCAAGCUCACAAGCAUGCGCAGCUACAGUGUUUCUGCUUAGACUUGCUUUUAAAAUGCUUCAUUUUUAUCUGGGCAAACAGCAUCGCAAACUUUGAGCAGGCACUUUUAACAAACUCUCCCCCUGUAAGGGGGCUGACUGAUUUGGCAAUCUCUGCGGCAGUAAUAAAACUAGCCUUUACAACAGCCUCACUUUGGGAUUUUGGUUUGGUAAACAAAGUUUGCGGAGAAACCAGACUUCAUCUCCUCCACCUUCCGAAGCUUUUGUUUCUCGUUCAGAUCCUGAUACCUGUCCUGGUGUUUCAUUUCAAAGUGUCGUAUAUUAUAUAUAACUACAGACACACUGAGUCCACACAAGACAAACAGGUUUGUCUUUUAAAUUGAUGAACAUAUAGUUUGGCUCCCACCUAUUUUGAAAGGUCGUUUUUUUUCUGUCUUUCGUUUGGCCAUUUUUCGUAAGGGCUUUAUAACGUGAGUUCAUCCAUCCAUCCAUCCAUCCAUCUUCUAUCGGUUUUCCAGGUCGGGUCGUGGUAGCAGUAGCUUCAGCAGCGAUAUCCAGACUUCCCUUUCUCCAGCAACUUCGUCCACCUCUUCUGGAGGGAUCUAGAGGCGUUCCCUGGCCAGCCGAGAGACAUAAUGUCCCCAGCGUGUUCUGGGUUAUCCCCAGAAUCUCUUUCUGGUGGGAUGUUCCCAGAACACCUCACCAGGGAGGCGUCCGAGAGGCAUCCAGAUCAGGUGCCCUAGCCCCCUCAUCUGGCUCCUCUCAGUGCGGAGGAGCAUCGGCUUGACACUCAGCCCCUCCGUGAUGAGUGACCUUCUCAACCUAUCUCUAAGGGAGAGCCCGGACACCCUGCGCAGGAAACUAAUUUCAGCGCCGUGUUUCCGGGAUGUUAUUCUUUCGGUCACGAACUGUGGGUCAUGACCAUAGGUGAGGGUAGGAACAUAGAUCGACUGUUUGCCUUUCUACUUAACUCCCUCUUCACCACAAAGGUUUACAAAGUAACCUUACAAACCUUUACAAAGUCUGCAUUGCUGCAGACGCUGCACCAAUCCGCCUGUCGAUCUGCUGCUCCAUUCUUCUCUCACUCAUGAACAAGACCCCAAGAUACAUGAACUUCUCCACUUGAGGCAGGAUCUCUUCACCGACCCGGAGAGGGCACGCCACCCAUUUUCAACUGGAAAAUCAUGGACCAUGUUCUCAGAUUUGGAGGUGCUGAUUCUCUUCCCAGUCGCUUCACACUCAGGUGCGAACCGCUCCAGUGAGCUUUGGAGAUCACGGCUUGAUGAAGCCAAUAGACCCACAUCAUCUGCAAAGAGCAGUGAUGCAAUGCUGAAGCCACCAAACCAGACACCCUCGACGCCUUGGCUGCGCCUGGAAAUUCUGUCCAUAAAAGUUAUGAACAAAAUCGGCGACAAAGGGCAGCCUUGGCGGAGUCCAACCCUCUCUGGAAACAAAUCCGACUUAAUGACCAAACCAAACGGACCAAACUCUGGACACUGGUCGUGCAGGGACCGAACAGCCCGUAUCAGGGGGAUGCACCCUCAAGGAUCCUGCCGAGGGUGUAGAGCUGGUCCACUGUUCCAUGGCCACGACGAAAACCACAUUGCUCCUCCUAAAUCUGAGAUUCAAUUUUCCCGACAGACCCACCUCUCUAGCACCCCUGAAAAGACCUUACCGGGGAGGCUGAGGAGUGUGAUCCCCCAGUAGUUAGAACACAACCUCGGGUCCCCCUUCUUAAAAAGGGGGACCACCACCCCAGUCUGCCAAUCCAGAGGUACUGUCCUCAAUGUCCAUGCGAUGUUGCAGAGGGUUGUCAACCAGGACAGCCCCACAACAUCCAGAGCCUUUAGGAACUCCAGGCGAAUCUCAUCCACCCGCAGGGCCCUGCCACUGAGGAGCUUUUUAACCACCUUGGUGACCUCAAUCCUAGAGGUAUAAAAGCCUGCCUCAGACAACCUAGACCCUGCUUCCUCAUGGGAAGGCGUGUUGGUGGAACUGAGGAGGUCUUCGAAGUAUUCUCCCCACCGACUCACAACGUCCUGAGUUGAGGUCAGCAGUGGCCCAUCUUCACUAUACACAGUAUUAACAGUGCAUUGCUUCCCCUCCUGAGACGGUAGACCAGAAUUUCCUCCAAGCCGUCUUGAAGUCGUUUUCCAUGGCCUCACCGAACUCCUCCGAUGCCUGGAUUUUUGCCUGAGUAACCACCAAAACCGCAUUACGCUUGGCCAGCCGUUACCUAUAUGCUGCCUCGGGAGUCCCAAGACCAGAAAUACCCAAUAGGACUUCUUGUUCAAGUUGGCUGCAUCCUUCACUGUUGGUGUCCACCAACGUGUUCUGGGAAUGCCACUACGACAGGCACCGAGCAUCUUACGGCCACCGCUGCGAUCGGCUGCCUCAGCAAUGGAGGAAUGGAACAUCGUCCACUCGGACUCAAUGUCCCCUGGCUCCCCCGGAACAUGAGCAAAGUUGUUUCGAAGGGGGGUGUUAAAAUUCGGCCAGCCAUUCCCAGCAGACCCUCACAAUACGUUUGGGCCUGCCACGUCGGAUCGGCAUCUUCGCCCACCAGGUGGUGAUCAAUUGACAGUUCCACCCCUCUCUUCACCCAAGUGUCCAAGACGUGCGGUCGCAAGUCUGAUGACACAACCACAAUGUCGAUCAUUGAACUGCGACCUUGAGUGAGGGCACCAUUAUACCUGAACAUGGUGUUCGUUAUGGACAAUCCGUGAUGAGCGCAGAAUUCCAAUAACAGAACGUGGUAUGUCUUUGUGCUUAUGCAUUUUGUUUUUUAUUUUAUUCUAAAAACGAAAAAAAAUGUUCUGUCAAAUUCUGCGUGUAUUGAAAACUUUUAGAGAUCACAGCUCUUUCUUUGAAACAUAUUACUGAUUUUUUCCGGACGGUUCUGGUGGCUAUGAACAGUAGGAAACAAUUUCACAAAUCACAAAAAUUCAAAAUGACAUUGUUAGGUUGCAUAGUGGUGCAUUUUUUGUGGCCAAAAUAAGUUUCUAUGUAAAAUUAUUUGUAAAGUAGCAAAAAAUAGCUCAUCAUUAUCAUACAAUCACCUAUCAUGUGAAAAAAUACUCAUGAAGAUAAAAUAGAUGUCACAUUGUCAGGUCUGAGCGAGACCUUGAAAGUGCUUGAAAGCUGUACCUAGCAAACAUGGUUCUGUUGAGUAUUUCUGAUCCCACUGAAAAGGAGCCAUUAUGUCCUUUUGUAGCGUAUGAUCAAAAGACUUGAAUCUUUCUGAAGUUAUAGUGAAAUUCAACAUAUUUCAUUUAAAAUUGUUCAAGUUUUCUUUAAUAAAUGUAUGUAUAUAAUGGAAUUUUUCAGCUGAGAGUUAAAAAUUUUGAGUGACUUUGUCAACUUAAAUGACAGAAUGAGAAGGACUGGUCAGUUUUGUGACAGCGUGCAGUAGCGUAGUGAUCUCGUGGGGUACCAUGGCUCUGGUGGUAGGGUGGUCGUCUCCCAAUCAAAUCCUGGGCCUUAUGACCAUGUAUGGAGUCUCCUUGACCAAGAUCCUGAACCCCCACUUGCUCCUGGUGCUGCAUUAUCAUUAGGUGAAUGAGGAGUCAAUGUUAAGCUGCUUUGAGCAUCUUGAUAGUUGGAAGAGUUAUGAGAGAGAAAGUCCAUUACCAUUUAAUGUCAAGAUUCCCAACAAGUAUGCUAUGGGAAGUAACAGAUUUCACAUAAUUGCUCAGAAAAUUAUUUAUUUAUGACAAAUAUCUUUAAUUAUUCUAUCUUUAAUUAACAAUCUAUGCCAGUGACACAGAGUGAAUGCCAGAAAAUUAUAAUGCUCUUCUAGUCGAUGACAGGAGUUACAUGAUGAAGCUGUGUAUUACAGUUACUUUUUGCAACAUUUUUUUUCAGUCAAGAGUCAUGAGAUUUUUUUUCAAAUAUAAAAAAGGUGCCUUGGCUUAAUUCAGGUUGAGAAACAUGUAAUGAUUUGUAUCAUAAACCCAAGAUUAUUAUUUUGGGUCAAAAUUUUGGGCACAUCUCAAAAAAAAAAAAAACUAUCUCAUAUUGUUAGAAAUGCACAUUGAUAAAUGCAAAGUGUAUUUAAUUUGAUCUAGUAUUAUCAAAUAAACUGUGCAAGUGUAAGCACACAGAGGUAAUAAGAACAAUUUAUUUCCUUCAGUCGCAUCUUUGGCCACCUGCUUGACUACAACAUUGACACAAUAAAAUAUACUGUUAAUGUAUGUGUAUUAAUAUAUUAUGAGUUAUUAAGGGGUUAAUAAAUUAUUAAAAUCCUUUUCAUUCUGCCGUUUAAAGUAGUUGUUUUUUUCUGUGCAUUUUAUGCUUGAAACAAAGUGUACAAAAAAAGAGCUUGUGUAUUUGUUGUAUUUUUAGGCUUAAUAUGCAGUGUUUGAAUUUGUUCUGCUAUAAGUGUAUUAGUAUUUUCCUUUGGGAGUUUGGAAUUGAUCUGAAUAAAAGUAUUUUAUUUUACAGAUAAGAUUAUGUGAAGGAAUUGGAGUUGAAAUAAGCAAAUACCAUAAGUAUUUGCAUUAAUAAUACUUUAAAAUGGCUAAAAAAAAAAAUACUUAGUCUAUUAUUGUAAUGGUACUUCCUGGUUUUGAUGACUGUGGCAAAGAUAAAAAAAUAAAGUCAGUGACGUUAUUCACCCUGAAUGUUGAAUUUCUUUCAUUUUAUGACAUACAGUGGAACCUUAAAGAACAAUCCUGGUACACUUUCAUACUGCCUACAAUUUUUUCGAGAUUUCAAAUUAUACUACAUUCCCCAAAAUAUUCUCUAUUGCCUUGAUUUGCAUAUGAAGCGAAGUGACAUCCCAUUUCUAAUUUAUUGGGUUUACGAUGACGUUAGCCCACUGUUUACAACUAUAAAGGCUUUAACUCUUCCAGGAAUGCUAAGUUAUUUUCGCUCAGAAGAAGUAGUAGGCAGUCUAUUCCUCCAUGCCAAUUCCAGUGGGCCAUUGACAGUGGCUGACUAAGGCGAGCCCAACAAACUUGUCGCCUCCUGGUUUUAUUGAGCUGGAGGCAUUUUUUUUUGUACAGAGACAUAAAGUUGCGGCUGCAGGGACUGAAAUGAGUCUACUUUCAAAUAUUAACUGACAUUUUCAAAACUUGCAUAUUAUACCUUUGUUUCUUCUACAUAUCACUGUGCAAAGGUCUCCACCACUAGUUUUCGUGUUUCUAUAACAUUUAGUAUUUUAUAUACAACAGAUAUCGUGUAACACUGUUAAACUGUCAAUAGUUUCCUUCGUAGCGCAAAAAAUAGCAUGGAAAUUUAUAGGAAGAUAGGACUAACACAUAUGGUGAUCCACCAUUUUGGCCUUUGUGGAGACCCGUUCUCGGAAUUGACACUUUGUACGGUACCAAACAAAUAGUGGUGUAAUGACGUAUUUAUUUAUAUUCCUAUCACGUAACUGUCGGCAAGAUAGCCUUCCAGACAUUAAUACAUUGUUUGAAAUCAUUAUAAAAGGCAAUAAAUCAAUGAUAUAGAUACUAGGAAAUAAUUGUAAUUCCAUUUACUGUACUUGAUUUUUCAGUUAGCAGCUGACAAGGCUACUUUGUUCGUCUUUUUUCUUUGUUUUAUUUUCCAUGCUCCACAUCUAAUCACUGUUGUCCAUAGUGACACCGCAGUAUAAGUACAAGUAUGUUGUUGAUUUCAGCACUUAUUUUCAUUAUUAGUUUCAGACGUCAGGGCAGAUGAGCAGGAAGCAAGAAAUUACUAUUAAAGGGACACAGACCAUGUGAACUACAGGAAAGUAUUUCAGACUCACAUUUGUGCUACAGAGAGCUGGUUUGUUCAUUUAUUUAUUUCUCUUAUUAUUAAUACUAAAAUAUUUUCCUAAUGAGAACGCUACAUUGUUUCAGUUUUAACCAUUACUAAUUCUAUUCUAUUCAUUUUAUUCUAAAAAUUUUGAUCCAGCAUGUUACAGCGGAGAUAUUUUUAAGGACCCUGUCAUAAUUCAAUUGAAGUCACUUCCCUCCCCUUUUAUUCCACAGCAAUACAAUCGGUCAUCAACUUUUAUUACGCACUCAGUUACAAAACACAUACAGUACAUUAUAGAACACAAUACACGAUAAGACAUAAAAGAAAAAUGCUAAUGAAAAAGCUUUAUAUUUAAUUAUCAUAAUUAGGUUUUAUCGGAUUCCUUUACAGCAAACAACAAGACUGAAAUAAAAUUCCUCUGCUUUGUCCUGCAGGUAUUUUUUUCACUGUCACACUGGAAGAAUUUUUGCAUAAAAACUCAAUGAAUGGAUUUUCAGCCACUGAAUUGUUUCAGCUUGUAUCAUUCUAAAUGAACCAAUAUAUUCCUUGAAUCAAAUUGACAACAACUCAUGAUACAAAUUGAACCCCAGUAUCUAAUAUGCAGUAGUAGCAUUCCUAAAACAGCAAAUCUCGUGGUGCCAUAUGGCUUUAACACUGUAUUUUCAGUUCCUCUGUCACAAUUUAAUUAAUCUUGGAACAUAGUUUAAGUGCAGUGGUACCUCUACUUAUGAAAUUAAUUCGUUCACGAAGUCAUUUGGUAGCAUGAUUUUUUUUUCCUUAAGUAGAAGCUUUUUUUACAUGUAAAUAGCCACAUCCAUUCCAAGCCCUCCUCUCCCCGAAAAAAACAUUCAAAGUACAUAAUGUAAAGAAUAAAAAAAUAUAUAUGAUCAUUUCCCUUUGGUGUUUGAGCAACUUAUGCGAAGAGAAAGGUGAGUGACAAGUGAAACGCAUGGUGUGAGACGGAGGAGGAGGCUGCUGAAAAAGAACACGUACGAAUGUAUGCACGCACACAACUCCACUAAAAUUUCUUAGGGCCCUCGUUGAAGAAAGCUGAAUAAACUUGCAAUAAACUUGCAAUAAACAUAAAUGAAAAACUUACUAAAAAAGUUGUACAUUACCAAUGUGCACUAGCGUGUGACAAAGCGUGUGAAAGCACGAGCGUGUGAGUCGGUGAUACUCGAGUGUCGACUGGAAAUGAAGAGCAUCACGAGUAAAGAUUGAGGUCCCUCCUAGCCAAUGAGAUGCCAGGAAGAUGCUUGACGAUAGCUAAUGGGAGAGCAGCUCUUUCACACCACUUUGAAACCCAAGAAACAGGAUAUUUACGUUCAGUGGACUUUGAGGGCGGCGAAUAGCAGGGCCUUUUUUUCCUUUCAUAUCCUGAAUUUUCCUUCAAAACUAGAGACAAUAUUUUUCUGAUGAGGCGUUUCGUAACCUGAAUUUUUCAUUACAAGAGCCGUUCGUAAGUUGAGGUACCGCUGUACUGAAAGGAGGACUUUGUCAAAAAAAAUGGGAAUGGGAGCACACAUUAAAAGUUAGUAGAUGAAGGUUCAGUGUUUCUUUUAAUGCCCAAAUUAUCCACAGAUUUCACCUAGAAACAGCUCUAAAUUGGAAACUAUUCUCGAAAUUUUUCUCUCGCUCAGACAUUUCACUGAUCCUGACUGAAAAACUGACAGCCAAUCAGCGUUUGCCACGACUACAGUGCUUCCUGUUCUGACCCCAUUGCUUGUGGAUACAGUUUCACUGAACAGAGAACAGAAUGUCCACUAUCUGGCAUUUUGUUGGUGAUUUUUGUGAAAAAUAAUUACAAACAAACAAAAGUAAUUAUAUUAAUUAAUUAAUAAAUAUUAUUUUUUUAACAAGAUAAACAAAUUUGGGUGCGUUUUCUCAUUGUUACAGUUUGGGGCACAAAUCUUCAGCAUCUUGGUCUAGCUAGAAAAAAUGGUCUGGAAUGGUCAGCCCCGGUGACUUCACAGGGCGAGGUCAAGGACGUUUCUUCCAGGUCUGACUGUGAAAGCUGGCACAUAUCCAGAUAUUGCAUGGAUUUCAAAAAUGUUCUUUAUUUUCCUCUUUUUUUUCAAUUCAUCUCCAAAAUGUAUGUAAUAAUAAUAUUACUUCAUAUUGGAGGAUUUAUUGUACAGAGAAAUUUUGGACAAAGUCUUCCUUUAAGUUACCAUUACAGUGGAGGGUGUGGAAGCAAGGUUAUCUUCAAUGAGGAAACACAACACUGGCUCAGUCUCACCACUGCUGUGUGUACUGUAAAGACUACAAAAUAUAUACAUGUAUUCCAUGUAAGUCAGAAUAAAAGAGAUGAAUAGUUGAGAUAAACUGAUACCCACGGAAUAUCUAUUUAGGAGCUUGCCACUGUGACAGAUGGGUGUCUUCAACUCACUCUUACAAUGGGGACACUGGUAUACAGCUGAAAAUCACAAACAGUGUGAUUUUACGUAUGCAUUGGGAAUUUUUCAGAGGAUUAAGAGUUACAGCACCUGUUUCCUCCUGUGAUGAAUUUGAUUCCAAUAUAUCACAGUUGUUUUCACUGUUUUGCAAAACCUAUUAAAGAGAAAUAAAAGAUGUGAGGUCAAGCCAUGAUAAAUAUUGUUCCUAUUUCGACAAACAAAACAAUAUUCAAAAUGCUUUCCUGCUGUAGCUACAACCUGAGGAAGUGUUUAUGAAGAUGACAUUAUAAAUUGAACUCAACUCUUCACUCAUGUCUAUUAACAAGAAACGGGAUACAUCUACUGUAUGUCUAUGGUUUACAGGGGAAAUAAGGCGGUCCUCGUGCUGGGGUGUCACCUAUCCCUGCUUGGCUCCUAUUUAAUAAUGAAUUAGACCAAGCAGAGUGUUGGUUUACCAUCAGAUGAUUUGUCUAAUGACAAAGUUUAAAAGAAAGAAUGAUUUACACCACCUUGAUGCUUCUGGGAAUUUGCAUGUAUACAAUUCAAGAUGAGUAUUACAUUAAAAAAGAAAAGUAUACGUCUCAUUUUUGCAUUUUUUUUUUCUUAAAGCAGUAUUUCUUAAACUGUGGUACAGGUGCCACAAGUACUUCACACAAUGUGAAUGAAUUACCGGAUUAAAUACAUAAAAUUUACAUUUAAUACAUGAAAUAUAAAUGUGACUUUUGUGGAAUGGAGUGUUUUUAUUUUUCUACUUUGCAUGUACAUUACAUUUUAAAGCAGUUUAAGGAUUUUUUUUGGGGGGGUAAAAGAAUUUUUUUUUCAUGUGGAUUGCAUUUUGAUGAAUUGUCAUUCAUGUAGGUUUUUUUUUCAUUAAGCUCUAUGUUAAUGUUCAAACAUUGCAAGCAUUAUGUUAAAAUGGUUUACAACAAUAAAUAAAGUUGUACUGUACUGUUAAAAAAUGUCUUGCUUUUGAUGAACACUUUAGACUACUACACUACUGUUAGUCAUUAUGGUGGUACUUAAAGAUCUAAGUUGUUUUUUUUGGGGGGGGCGGGGUGAUACUUGAUGUAAUGUAUUUGAGAACCACUGCUUCAAAUAUGUCCAUUGAUAAUGACCUCCAAAUCAUUGCUACUGUACAGUAUAUGCAUCUGUCUUUAUGUUACAAGCUUGUUUUUAAGGUGUUUAUUUUUUUUAUGUUUGUAGUUUAGGAUGUGUAUUUUAUUUUUUGCCAUAGAAUAAGAGUAUGUUGAGUUUUAAUCAGAAUUUAGGGACAGUAUACUUGUCUGUCUCUGGCCAGCCUUCUAUCCAGAGCACUCUGACGCCGUCUGGCUUCCCAAUGCAUAGCUGACAUCUUGACAGCACCUCGAAACAGUUAAGAAAUUUAUUGAAUAUUGAUCUCCUGUUUCUUUAAAAGGCUUACACUGUACAUUCACAUGUAGAAAGACAAACGGGUAACUGGAAUAUUUACAGUUUUAUUUACAUUAUCUGUUAAAAAUAUACACUUAGUGUUUUUGUUUUACCUUCCGGCACUCCAAACACUCACACAAUGAUUAAGGUUAAAGGUUUAUGCUAUAUUGUGGUUUGUGUAUCUGAAGACUGCACCUACUUCCUUCGAAUAGAUAACGAGAAGGCUGUCCUUCUGAAUUAAUUUUGUCUCCAAAACAGAUCUCUGAAGGGUGUGUGUAUUGUGUAAAGGAUGUAAACAUGCAUUCCUUUUAUGAACUUUGUCGUCUGUCCUGAUUCCUCUCUUUUUGUCUUGUGACUGUUCCAGAGUGACACUGCACAUACCAAUGUACCAGCUCACCAAUGGUUGUAUUUUAAAAGUGAAACAACAAAGGAAGCACACUGAAGAAAUAGUUGGCAUUGCAUUUCUAACACCACUAAUAUGAUCUAUUUGAAAUACUAUACUUUGCAUUAUCAUAAGUUGCACCAUGUAAAUGAACUGCUUUUGAUGAGAACAUCUAGAUUACGGUUAGUAACAAUUUGCCAAUCACAUCAAAUCAAUAAUAGUGUAUACUUACAGAGAUUCCUGCCAUCCAAAGCAAUCUAACAGCCACUGUAGGAGACAGAGAUAUCCCGCUCACUUUACUCCACUCCUAUUUCUGACCUCUAGUGUAGUCCCCUGGCAUCUUUAUGCUCUCUUAGGCUACUUUUCUUUAAGAGAAGACAUGUAGGGGUGGAUAAAUCAUUGCUGUACCUCACUGGUAAUUGUACAAAGCUUUUGCCCGAAGUUAGCUUGGAUAGGCGACCCUUGUGCGGAUAAGCGGUUUUAAAAUGGAAUUGGACCUUUAAAACACACUGUUGGAUAUAUGUAUCGAAGGGCACCAAAGAUUGAUUGCCAAUAAGGAUUUGAGGGUAGUGCAACUGUGGAGCGUUGGCCUCAGAGUUCUGAGGACGGGGGUUCAAAACCCGCCUGUGUGGCGUUUUCAUGUUCUCCUUGUGCCUCUGUGUGUCACGUCCCAUCGAAACGAGAGUAGGACCCAAAUGCAGGAACUCGGAAGACGCAAGGUAGUUCAAGAAGAGACACGUUUAUUAUAUGCCGAGGUCGGGAAUCGAGCAGGCAGUCCGGUGCAGCAGCGGUAGUUGGGACGUCGGGCGAAGAGAGCAGGUGAGCGGGCAGGCAGAAGUCGGUACACGGGAGAACAAUCAACGCCUAAAUAUGACCUUAUACAUUUAAUCAACAGAUAAAGUGUUGUCCAUUUGCUAAUCGGACAAGGAUGUGUUGUGGAGCCGGUGGUUGUCCUUGAUUUUUGUAUGCGGAAAACCGGCUGGCGCCAUCCUCCUGUCUCAGGCGUUGCCGUGGAGACGAACGACACCAGAUAGGAGUGGAAAGUUACCAUCCCGGCCCAGGUUCAGACGGCGAGGGGGGGCACCCACUUCCACCAAUGACCCAUAUAGAUAAAAACCGUGUUACCGGGCAGCCCUUGUCUUCUUCUUGGGUCAUCCUGCCAGAAGACGCAUGUCUCGUGUGCGGAAGAUACCUAGAUAAGACCCGGACAUCUGUACUGCACAUUCCUUUGUAAUAAAUUCAUUUGCUGUUAACUUUUUCUAAUCAUUGGUCAUAUCUUCCUCGACUCGUGAACACGCGUAAGGUCCAAACUCGCAAAUCCCCUACAAAACCCACGCAUGCACGGGGAAAACAUGCAAACACUACAAAGGCGGUACCAGAAUUGAACCCAGGACCACAGAACUUUGAGGCCAACACUUUCCAGCUGACCCACCUUGCCGUACAGUACUUCAUUUAGCUCAAACAUUAGUUCUACCUUCAACUUUCACAAUCUUUGUUCUCCUGUGGCUUCUAGCUCUUCCAGUCAUGCUUGUUCGUAACACUUGUCCCUUGUCUCUUUGCCCAGACUUUUCUUUUUGUAAUAAAACCCCACAAAACAAGAUUGCAUCCUUACUUUUAUGGUGUCAGAAAAAGAUUUUGCCCCGGAAUAUUAAAUGUACAAAAUAUUAAAUCAUUGCUUUCCACAACGGUUAAUAAUUUCUAAGACAAUAUGUUUGUCUAAUUCUAAACAGAAAGCAUCGCUCUACUUUUACGGUACGUGUAUGUGCAAUUGAAAACUUCAGACCUCACUACACUUUACACUUUUCUUUCGAGACGACAGAUGGUGCUGUUCUCAUGGUUUUAUUUUGACACUCGCCGUUUCCAUGUCCCUUAAAAAAAUGUGUCUGCCCUACCUCAGACAGCAACUACACUAACACAAGGGCAUUCGCUGAACAAGAAAAGAUGUGUUUCAUAUGUUCAUGACUUGGGUUGUUAUUAUUCUGGUAUUCCUAUUCCACUGGAAUUUCAACAAUGGGUUACGUAGGUAUAUUGAUUGUGAUUCCAAAUAAGCCUCCCGAAUCAAGUUGCUUCAUUUUUUUCCCCCUUCGCCGGCCACUGUCCACUGGUGACGUCAGAUCUUAGUGUUGACGCCCGCCCCUCGCCCUUGGUGGACUAAAGUGCUUGUGUGUGCGUUGCCUUCUCGGUUGCCACACAGGAAUCCGAGGGAAUAACGUCCAAUUGUGGCCUCUCGAAAGGCUUCCCCUAAAGGUUGCUGUUUGAAACUAACUCGGUGUUUAGUGUCGAGUUGUAACACAACAACGAUAGAAAUUAUUUGUUCUGGCGUGGAAGUAUAAAACAGUUCUCAUCCAGACCUCGAGUGCUAGUUUGCGAUCCCCAGCCUGCACAGCCCUCCCCAUUUAACCACACUUUCCCUCCCAAGAACAGUCUUCACAGAAGUGGAAAUCUCAGUCAGAUACUUUCACAAUUUUGGACAGAAACAUGGGCAACCAGUUGACAGAGAUUGCCCCUAACACCACAUUCCUCCCAAACCUCCCGUCUUUGCACAUUGUUGUAAUCGGUUUGGAUAAUGCAGGGAAAACCUCGCUCCUCUACAGACUCAAACUGCAGGAAUUUGUUGAGACGGUCCCCACCAAAGGCUUUAACAUGGAACAUAUUAAAGUGCCUAUGGGGAAUCCAAAAGCCAGCACAUUGACUUUUCAGGUGUGGGAUGUUGGCGGCCAGGAGAAAUUGAGGCCUCUCUGGAAAUCGUACACUCGGAGGACUGAUGGAUUGGUGUUUGUCGUGGAUGCAGCUGAGGCCGAGCGAAUGGAGGAAGCUAAGAUGGAGCUUCACAGGAUCAGUAGGUCUGCUGAAAAUCUAGGGGUACCUGUUUUGGUUCUGGCAAACAAACAAGACCUGGAAUCAGCCAUGUCACCUUCAGAGGUGGAGAAAGUUCUUUCCGUCCAUGAAAUGAGCUCAUCCACGCUACACCAUACACAAGGCUGCUCAGCACUGGAUGACCAAGGUCUGCAAUUGGGCCUGGAGAAACUGUAUGAGAUGAUUCUAAAGCGGAGGAAGAUACUUCGACAGAGCAAGAAGAAGAGAUGAUAGUGAAGAUGUUGGUAUUGGUGGUAUUAGACAACGGGAAUGUGAUUUUAAGCAGAGCUCAACAGUGGUAUUAAUGUCACUAAUUUGGAAGGGGACAGUCUUUUUGUUAAGCUAGGUUGGUUCCAAACCAACUUCAGACAUUGCCUUUAAGAGCUGUUACAAAUCGAACAAAUCAUUCAGGCAGAGUUACAACCCAAUACCAGCAGAUGAUAGCAUCGGCUCUAGAACACUCCUUUUUGUUCAUCUGCCUGUUCAGGAGCUUUACCAUAAACCGGGAAAGACUGAUUUGAACCUGUGCAAUAUUAUAGACUCAUCGACGCAAUCUCUCCAAUGUUGAAGGAUUCAUUAGGGGGAAAAAAUAUAUAAGCAGUAGUUUUGGGUUAAUUUUUGUUCAUGUAAUUACUAUUUAUGUUGCAUGUUGUCACCAAGUACAGGGAAUAGAGUGAGCCCUUGCACAUUAGCAAUUCACCAUCCGCGGCCCCGCAUAUUCGCGGAUAUAUUUUAUUUAUAUUUAAUAUACAGUGUGUCACGAUGGAAGAGGAUCUAAAUUCUCUUCUAAAUAGCACCACAUUGUAAUGUGCCAAAUUAGACAUGGCUCACAAUGUGGUGCACCUUAUGUGCACUCAGAGUUUCAACAUUUGCAAAUAAUGUGUGACUUACCCAACAAUUUACAAUCAAACACACUGGUUUCACUGUUAGCAUGCAUGUCAGCAUGUGUUUUAGCGUGUAUGUAAGCUACCAUAUGAUGGCUCUUAUGAGGCAGUCAGGAACAAUUACAUUUCACAUCUGUAAGGAGGAGAAGCUUACAUUGCCCCUCACACAUUCUGCACAUUGAGGUCAUUACUGAUGAUGUUGUACACAGUGUCACAUCGAAACUAAAAUUAUCACACAUUUACAUCCUCCCAGUAUGCUUUGUGCCACUAAGGAGCAUGCUGGUAGGAUAUAAAUGGCGUUUUAAGGGCUUGUGUCAUCCUAUAAACCUUCUAAAAUAGAUAUUGAAAUGAAAAACGCAUAUAACAUUAUUCAUUUCAAUGUCUAUACGAAAAAAUAAAUAUGAGCAGAGAGCGCGUCAUGCUGUGGAAGUGUCAUUUGAUGACAUCCAAGUGGUCACCAUAUCAGCUGCAUUUACUGUCCGUGACGUCACCCGGACAUUCACCAUUCAAAACACGCUGCGGCCCCUACUGUAGGACACGCCCCUUCAGACACGGAAGCUCUUUUCGAAGAAAACAUCUCACAACCGAGUGAAGUGUCCGGGCAAUUUUACCCUACUGUUUCGAGCCAUAUUUAGAUAACAUGCGGCUCACAGCCAAACCACCUCCCCGCCCUAUCCACCUUCACGCAGCAGUGAUAAAUGCCCACUUCGGUGAUAAGCGCCCACUUCCACGGCGGACAUGAGCGACCGCGACGACGAGCCACCCCAGCUGACAAGGCUUCGCUUGUUUUUUUUAGUAGCUGUAUACACACCUACCUGUCAUUUGGAACCCACGAAGCUCCUGUCCUUUGCACCGUGCAAUCCAUUUUUCGCAAUGAACCGGAUCUCUUGCAAACAUGUAAAGGGUAAAUCCAUCCUCCCGAGUGUUCAAGCAAUGUCCAGCAAUGCAACGAGCCGGCAUUUUGGCUAACACGAAGGAACAACGAGCAACCUUCCCGGAGGUAAAACUAAUAGAAACAAACGUAUCCUCUUGAGGGCGCUCCUGCCAUGUACGUCACUUCCUUCUUCUUCUCGAAAACAAAUCCCUGAGAGGAGUUUCAUGGCGGGAGUAACAAAAAGCUGUAUACGUCAAAAUCAUUUUUUGUGGUGAAAAAGCAUGUGUCCAUGUCAACUGCCGUUUUUUCAUUAAUAACAUACUAAAAAUCAUGCAUUUCAUGACAGUGGCACUUUAAAGUGUAUGUUUUGUGUCAAUUAUUUCUUGAGUCAUUCUUUUAUUUGUUUUAUUAUUUGCUAGUAAUGGUAUUCUGUUUGCUGUUGUGUGAUAAUUUUAGGUUUGAUGUGACACCGUGAGUGUGUACAACAUCGUCAGUAAUGACCCGCCUGCACAAGCAUGUGUGGGGCAAUGUAAGCAUUUUCUGCUAACAGAUGUAAAAUGCAAUUGUUCCUGACUGCCUGAAAAGUGCCAUCAUAUGGUAGGUAACAUACACGCUAAAACACUGUUUAAGUGUACUUUGUUGGACAACUCACACAACAAUUGUGCACAUAAGGUAUACUCUCCAUUUUGGACAAAAUGUUAGACUUUUAAGGUAUGGUUAUGGUUGCUAAAAUAUGGUACAUAUCAUACAUAAGUAUAUUAAGACUACAUUAAUUAUUGUGAAUUUUUGUUAAUUGCGGGGCGUAAGAAAUGUAACCCUGUGAAUGAUGGGAGCCACUGUACUUUAAAAACACCAUUAUCAAUGGAAGAAAUGUUACUCUUAAUACAACCCUGAAACUGCUCAGUUAAUGAAACGACAGCUGAAUUCUUUGAUUUUAAAAAUAUGACAUUCACUGACUGAGGCAGCUGAGCAGAAAAACAUGACGACUGACCAGUUAUGCACAUUGUUUUUUUUUUAUUCUCUCACACUUCUCAUAGUUUGGUGUUUUUAUUCAGAAAUGGUCAAGUUUCUUUGCCAAAACAACUUUUUAUAUUUUGUUUGCUUAAAAUCUUGAAAAUGAAUAAAGUAUUGAUUAUUGUGAUAUCUUUUGGAAUCCUGUCAAUACUGUACCAUACAUUUUAUUUUAUUAACUUCAUGGAUGUGAGACAUGAGCCAAUUUUAUUUAUAUAAAUUAGUGCACUAAGGGGAACGCUACAAUUUUUUUUCCUUUACUCGUGAUGACAUUUUUUCAUUGGGUAGUAAUAAAGUGUGCUUAUUG